AGGAAUUUGUAAAUGAAACUAAUCAAAAUACUUAUUACUUGUUAGCGAUAAGUUAUCAAACAAGAAAACUAAAUGAAGCACAGCUUUUUUUAUUUUCCUAUAUUACGUAAACCAGUAGACAUUGGUGCCCAUAUUUGAUCUUCUUAACUUAGGAUUAAUUGUACUCAGGUACAUAUGUAUUACUUGAGCACAUAAAUGUCUGCAUAUGAUCAAGUGUUUUAUUGACUAUCCCAACCAGCAAACAUUAACGAUAAGCUUAUCAAGCCUGUUCUUUGUUUGUUUCCAAUCCAAACGUUCCCAAUAACACUUAACAUGUUUUGAAUAAAAUAAAGUACUUUGUUCCGUCCAGUCGUUGGGUCACGUUGAUUCCACCCGAUUAUCUACAUAAUUUUAGUAAGCUCCUGAGUCUGCUCACUGCAAGACAUACAAUUAGCACGCUCUAAAAACUUCAUGAUGAGGUCAAAAACCAUGCUGGCAUCUUUUUUGGCGAUCUUGGUGACUAGCUCUUGUGUAGAUUUUACAAACGGAGAAAAUAUUCUAUUUUUCUGGGCAGUUUCAGGCUAUAGCCAUCGAAUUACAGUGUGGCCGCUAGUGGAGGCUUUAGUGGAGCGGGGUCAUAACGUGACAUUCUUCUCGCCUCUCCCGUCUAAAAAUCCUAAUCCGAAAGUCCAUGAAAUGGUUGUCGAGAACCUUCUACGAGAUGCAGUUGUUGGCGUGGAUUUUGUUGGGGCGAGAGUCGCUGGUGGUGCUUCUGCCAUAGCCAAUAUAUGGUCCACGUAUUUUGAGUUUGCAAUAAAAAGCUGUCAAGUAAUUGUACAAAGUCAGGAGCUUGUGGAUUGGAUCAAUAACUCAAAAUACGAUCUAGUAAUUAUGAAUGGAAUGUUCAAUGAUUGUGCAUACAGUUUGGUACAUAAAUUCCAAGCGCCCCACAUUAUUUACGGAACAACCCACACGUUUGGUUGGUGGUCAGAGUCAUUCGGUUAUCCAGACGAAAAUUUUCCCGAAUUUCAAUACCACUUUCCAGAGAACAUGAACUUCUUUCAAAGUGUUCGGAACGCCGUGCAACCUUUGUAUUGGCAAUGGAGUCGCCUUUAUUAUAUGUUCCCAAAGUUGGAGAAAAUUCUUCGGGAUGGUCUCAAUAUGCCAGACAUGCCAUCAUUUGCAGAUAUCGAGCGUAAUGUUAGCCUGGUUUUCAUGAAUACACAUUUUUCUGAAGAAUACGCACGAUCCCUGCCCCCACUUUUUGUUCAGAUUGGAGGAAUGCAUUGCACUGAUAAAAUAAAACCGCUUGCAGAGGAUAUUGAGACAUUUAUCAACCUUUCGGAUACAGGAUUUAUCUAUUUUAGUUUUGGAACAUUUGCAAAUGUUACAAACCUGCCACAGCAAAUUGUUUCGUCAAUUUUUUAUGCCAUGGGAAAUACAACAACGGUUCAGUUCCUGGUAAAGUGGAGUGAUGAUUCUAUUACAGGGAUGAUUUUACCAAGAAAUAUUAAGCUGGUGAAAUGGAUAUCUCAACAAGACGUGCUAGCUCACCCAAAGAUUCGGGCAUUUAUUUCUCACGGAGGAUUGUUAGGGACGCAGGAGGCUGUGUACCAUGGGGUGCCGACAAUUAUAAUUCCUCUAUUCGCUGAGCAAGACUACAACGCUGAAAGGAUCCAAAUGCGAAAGAGGGGUGUGAUGAUUGAUAUUGGUAAUCUGACGCAAGAUAAUCUUAUGAGUGCAAUCCGAGAAAUUUUGGGAAACAAUUUGUAUGCUGAAAAUAUUAGGAAAGUUUCCAAAUUAUUCAGAGAUCGGCCAAUGAAGCCGGUAGAUACAGCGUUAUGGUGGGUCGAAUAUGUCAUGCGCCACAAAGAUGCUAGGCAUUUGCAACCCAUCGGACUAAAAAGGAGCUGGUUGGAACGAAGGAUGCUAGAUAUUUGGUUAUUCCUUGUCGGGUGUGGAAUCAUAGGCUUAAUUAUUAUAUUGACUCUUUUAAGAAAAAUCCAUAAACUUGUAUUUAGGACUGAUACUGCUAAAUCUAAAAAAGACUAAGUUAUUUAGGCUUCCCGAAAUAAAAUGUUUGAAUAUGUUUGACUAAUCCAAAGUCGGGUUAUAAUUUUGCUUAAAUAAAUGACUGAUCCAACCGA
This is a messenger RNA of Folsomia candida, 2126 nucleotides long. Its product is annotated as UDP-glucuronosyltransferase 2B15. Lineage: Eukaryota; Metazoa; Arthropoda; Collembola; Entomobryomorpha; Isotomidae. The transcript is spliced from 6 exons. Gene Ontology annotation, molecular function: UDP-glycosyltransferase activity. The record is from RefSeq and is a predicted model, not a curated record. The coding region runs from base 451 to 2031 and encodes 526 amino acids.